AUGUGCAUCGCUGGAAAGCCAAACAAGAUUCAGAUGACCGACAUCUCUAUACCGCGUACCCGCCUUUCUGCUUGGGAAAGCUUGUGGGCUCGAAUCGCACGCGUGUCAGCCCGUCGCCGCAACCAUCUCCGGUCAGACCUCCUUCCAGGAAGCAUCUCCGCACUUCGGUUUUCCACUUCCGCUUUCACCGUUCAUCGCUCCACGUCGUCUCGCUUCGUUACAGUCACAUCCGUUCUAGCGAGGGAUGACGUGGUUGCGAUAGGCGACGACAGCGGGUCGCAGGCGCAGCAGAGUCGCACGGAGUCGUUCUUGCUGGCGGUAGAAGAGGGAGAGAAGCGCGUUAAGGAGCUGGAGGGGAAAGUGGACGCGAAGCAACGCGUGCUGGAGCAACUACAGGCUGAGAUUGACAAGCUCUAUUCCGAGACGUUCUCUGGCGUGGAGAUUGCACCAGAGGCAUCACGAGCAGGCGAACCGGAAGGCAAGGAGGAAGUGGAGGACCAACAGCCUGCUUCUGCUGCUGCGGAUGACGUUCCCCUGCGCGUGUUUGAGAGCAUGGAUGAGGAGGCGUGGGGAAAUCUGGGCCGUUCAGAGCCAUCCGUGUUGAAGGCGCUGAUUGAGUCGGUGGACCGGGCAAAGUGGACAGCCUUCCAGAGGGACGUGCACAGCUUGGCGCUCAGGCGUGAUCGCACGCGGCAGGAGCUCAGGGCGCUCUUGGACCAGCUGGAAGAGGCCCGCGCUGCUGCCGCUGCUCCCAUGGAGGAGUCCUCAUCAGCGUCGGAUUCAGAGGCGGAGGGCCCAGCGGCAGUGAUCCCUGGGCUGGGCGCGAAGGUGGAUCGCAAGGUGGCGAGCAUAGUGCUGGUGGCGGGCUUUGAGUCGUUUAAUGUGGCGCUCUAUAAGCAGGCUGCGGCUCAGCUGCGCGCCAAGUGCCCUGGCAUCCGCCUCUCUGUCUUCUCCAAUCGGGACAUUCUCUCUAAGAGCAGAGAGAUGGAGGCAGCACUGGCACGGGCAGAUGUGUUCUUCGGCAGCCUUAUCUUCGACUACGAUGAGUGCGAGUGGCUGCAGCAGCGCAUCAAGAGCAUCCCCAUCCGCCUCAUCUUCGAGUCAUCCCUCGAGCUCAUGGCCAUGACCACCCUCGGCAGCUUCGCCAUGGCAGGUGGCAAGAGCCAGGGCAUGCCCGCCCCGGUAAAAGCCGUUCUCUCCAAGUUCGGCGGCGGGCGGGAGGAGGACCGCAUGGUGGGGUACCUGAGCUUCCUCAAGAUCGGCCCCAAGCUGCUGCGCUUCAUCCCGGGCAAGCGCGCGCGGGACCUGCGCAACUGGCUGACGGUGUAUGGGUACUGGAACCAGGGCGGGCUGGUCAACGUGGUCAACAUGUUCCUCUACCUCGCGAAUGAGUACCUGCUGCCAACGGGGAUCACUGCCGCUGCUCCCGUGGAGACUCCGCCUCUUGGGCUGUAUCACCCUGAUUAUGACGGCUACUUCACCUCCUUCAGCGCCUACCUGCGCUGGUUCCGUUCCUCCCAAAAGGACCUUGCCCCGUCCGCGCCAGUGGUGGCGCUGCUGCUGUACCGCAAGCACGUGGUGACGCAGCAGCCCUACAUCCCCCGCCUCAUCUUCUCUUCUCUAGCUCAUCUUCCCCCACUACUUCCCCUCCCCCUUCCCUUCCUUUUCCCCUCCCCCUUCUCUCCCGUUUUCCCCUCCCCCCUCCACCCCUUUCCCAGACGGCUACUUCACCUCCCCAGCGCCUACCUGCGCUGGUUCCGAUCAUCUGAAAAAAAUCUGCCCCCAUCCGCUCCCGUGGUGGCGCUGCUGCUGUAUCGCAAGCACGUGGUGACGCAGCAGCCCUACAUCCCCCGCCUCAUCCGCAUGCUGCAGCAGGCAGGGCUGGUGCCGCUGCCCAUCUUCAUCAAUGGCGUGGAGGCACACACGGUGGACGCUGUGACAGUCGAUGCUGUCGUCAGCACCAUUGGUUUUCCAUUGGUCGGAGGGCCAGCGGGGUCCAUGGAAGGUGGCCGCCAGGCAGAGGUGGCCAAGUCCAUCCUGCUCGCCAAGAACGUGCCCUACGUGGUGGCAGCACCGCUGCUCAUUCAGGACAUUCCCAGCUGGAAGCGCGACGGCGUGCAGGGGCUGCAGUCAGUGGUGCUCUACUCGCUGCCGGAGCUGGACGGUGCCAUUGACGCCGUGCCCCUAGGAGGCCUUGUGGGCGACGGCAUUCACCUGGUGCCAGAGCGAGUGAGGCGCCUGACCUCGCGCCUGUGGAGUUGGAUCAACCUGCGGCGCACAGCAAGAGCAGAGCGCAAAGUGGCCCUGGUGCUGUACGGCUUCCCCCCUGGAGUGGGCGCCACUGGUACUGCCGCCCUGCUCAACGUGCCCAAGUCGCUGGAAGCCCUGCUGCAGAGGUUGCACAAAGAGGGCUACGACCUGGGCCCAGCAGGCGAGGCAAUCGCACGCGGCGAAAUCAACGGUGAGGAUCUGAUCGCGCUGCUGCAGGAGCUGGAUGCGGACAGAGUGGUGUCAGCGGGGGAGAAAGGGCCAGCGCUGGCACUCAAGGCGGUGAAUGAGAAGCUGCAGCGCAGCGAGGACGGCCCCAGGAGCAUCCCGGAGGGGGUGGUGCCCAUGGCAGAGUGCAUCGACUGGCGGCAACUCAGAGACUGGAUCGGGGAGACCCUGACGGGGCGCAUGGAGCGGGCGUGGGGCGAGCUGAGGAAGAUCCGAUCCAUCCACUGCGACUCAGAGGGCAGGAGCGUUGUCAGCGGCAUUCAGCUCGGCAACGUGUGGAUAGGAGUGCAGCCAGUGCUGGGCCUGGAGGGAGACCCCAUGCGCCUGCUGUUUGAGCGUGACCUCACUCCCCACCCCCAGUACGCGGCCUUCUACAAGUGGUUGCAGCAGGGCAUGCAGGCGAAUGCAGUGGUGCACUUCGGCAUGCACGGUACCGUGGAGUGGCUUCCUGGCAGCCCUCUGGGCAACACAGGCCUGUCUUGGUCCGACGUACUGCUGGGUAACCUCCCCAACAUCUACAUCUAUGCGGCCAACAACCCCUCAGAGUCCAUUGUUGCCAAGAGGCGCGGCUACGGCACCAUCGUGUCGUACAACGUGCCGCCCUACGGCAGGGCAGGGCUGUAUAAGGAGCUUGCUGGACUGAGGGAACUGAUCUCAGAGUUCCGGGAGGACCCAGCAAAGAACGAGUCACUCAAGCCGGCCAUAGUGGGUGCGCUGGUGACGGCGGGCAUGCAGGCAGACUGCCCGUUCGUGCCCUCGGAUGGUUCUAGCGGGGGCGAGGCAGUGUUUCUGGACGAGGAGAGCAUCAAGGGGGUGCCGGAGGCGGAGUUUGAGAUGUACCUCGUGAAGCUGUAUGAGUACCUGGCGGUGGUGGAGAACCGUCUGUUUUCGGAGGGGCUGCACAAUCUGGGCCGUCCACCCAAGGAGGAGCAGAUGGAGCAGUACCUCUCAGCUUACUUCGGGGAUGACCUGGAUGACACAGCCAUUGAGGCUGUUGCUCAGACCCAUGGGGACCUGGCUGAGGUUCGGCAGCGCUUAGAGCAGCUGUACCUGAGGGACGGUGUGGCGCCGCCCGCGCGGGAUGCCGAGGUGGACGCACGCGUGGCGGAGGCGGUGAGCAUUCGGCAGCUUCUGGCGCGCAACACAGAGGAGCUCGAUAACGUGCUGCGCGGGCUGGAUGGUGACUAUGUGCCUCCUGCUGUGGGAGGUGACCUGCUGCGAGACGGCCCAGGGGUGCUCCCCACGGGGCGCAACAUCCAUGCGUUGGACCCCUACCGCAUGCCAUCAGCAGCGGCAUGGGAGAGGGGCAGUGCCAUAGCGGCCAACAUAAUACAGCAGCACCUGGACCAGCACGGCACGUACCCUGAGACCGUUGCAGUCAUGCUCUGGGGGCUUGACGCUAUCAAGACGCGCGGCGAGUCUGUUGCCAUAGCCCUCGCACUCGUAGGGGCACACCCCGUGAAGGAGGGCACGGGGCGAGUGGUACGCUUUGACCUUACUCCCCUGGAGCAGCUGGGGCGGCCGAGAGUAGACGUGCUGGCGAACCUCUCAGGCAUCUUCCGAGACAGCUUCGCCAACGUGGUGGAGCUGCUGGACGACCUGUUCCGGCGGGCGGCAGAGGCGGACGAGCCUCCAGAGAUGAACUUCAUCAGAAAGCACUCGCUCGCGCUGCAGGCAGAAGGCAUUGAUGCGUCAACGGCCAGGAUCUUCUCUAAUCCAGCAGGCGAUUACGGAUCAAUGGUCAAUGAGCGCAUCGGUGCAGCUGACUGGGAGAACGGGGAGGAGCUGGGGGACACGUGGCAGUCCAGGAACUCGUUCAGCUAUGGCAGGGGCGAGCAGGGCGUGGCUCGACCAGAGGUGAUGCGCAAGCUGCUGCAAACAACAGACCGCAUAGUGCAGGAGAUAGACAGCGUGGAGUAUGGGCUGACGGACAUCCAGGAGUACUAUGCCAACACGGGCGCCAUGAAGAAUGCUGCUGAGACCGCUCGCAAUGGGGCCAAGGUGUCGUGUAGUGUGGUGGAGACAUAUGGCAAGGACCUUCGCCCGCGCGACCUUGAAGCCACACUGCGACUCGAGUACCGCUCCAAGCUGCUGAACCCCAAGUGGGCGGAGAAGAUGGCAGCGCAGGGCAGCGGGGGCACGUACGAGAUAUCGCAGCGCAUGACAGCGCUUCUGGGGUGGGGCGGCACCACGGGGUUCCAGGAGGACUGGGUGUUCGACCAGGCAGCUGAUACUUAUGCACUAGAUGACGCCAUGGCUGCCAAGCUCAGGAAGAACAACCCCCAGGGCAAGGUGGGCUUUCAUUUUCUGACUCUCCACUUUGUCCCCUUCGGUGUGUUCCAUUGUUCUUGUCCCAUGGACCACUACGGUAUGGCACUGCAGGCGUUCCAGAACAUUCUGAAGCGCAUGCUGGAGGCAGCGGGGCGGGGCAUGUGGCAGGCGAAUGACGAGGUGAUUGAGAAGCUGAGGGAGCUCUAUGCUGAGAUGGACGAUGAGCUUGAAGGGGUGAACAUGGAGGUGACUGAGAAGCUGAGGGAGCUCUAUGCUGAGAUGGAUGAUGAGCUUGAAGGGGUGAAGCUGCGCUAG
This is a messenger RNA of Closterium sp. Yama58-4, 5082 nucleotides long. Lineage: Eukaryota; Viridiplantae; Streptophyta; Zygnematophyceae; Desmidiales; Closteriaceae. The record is from the annotation of a GenBank genome assembly.